Athalia rosae (coleseed sawfly) is the source of this 4731-nucleotide messenger RNA. Its product is annotated as chaoptin-like. Bases 313 to 4029 code for a protein of 1238 amino acids. NCBI's taxonomy places the organism in Eukaryota, Metazoa, Arthropoda, Insecta, Hymenoptera, Athaliidae. The record is from RefSeq and is a predicted model, not a curated record. Gene Ontology annotation, molecular function: protein binding. The transcript has 7 exons.
UUGCGCCCUUCUGGGAGAUCAUCGGAAAGCUUUCGCUUUCGUCAACAAGUAAAAUCGGCUCGCCACGUACGUUUUCUGUCGUAUAAAAAUUAUCCGUCAAUUACUUCAGAGAAAAGGGGAGCAGAAAUCAUUCUCAUAACCGAUACUCCGCAAAAAGACCUUAUACGCGAUGUUUGCGGUCAAUUUUUUUUCACCCUGAAUAAACGCGUGUGCAUCUCACACGUCAAUAAUACGUAAAUAUAUACACGCGUGUAUGUGGUUAUAUAUAUCACGUAACUAUCGAAGCAUUCGAAGGAUUUUAUACAAGUCAAGAUGUGGUUUCCGAGAUGGUUUCAGGUCAUAUUAGUAAUUUAUUGUGGCUUAGAAUCAUCGUGGUCUUACAACGUCCCAUGUAGUUUCAAUACCAUGUGCCUGUGUUGGGUCCAAGACGAUGCGGAGUACACGCAAAUGGAUGUUAGCUGUAUGGGGAUUCCCUUCGCACGAUUUCCCGAAAUACCGGUACAAUACAUAGCACAAUUGGAUGUCGUUGGUUCUGGAAUGCAAGUAUUGGAGAACGAAGCUUUGGUCAGUUCUUACGUCGAAGCCUUGGGAUUAAUGAGCAACCGAUUGAUGAUUGUGGGAGAGAAAUCACUCUCGGGAGUAGCCGAUCAUUUGAGAUCGUUGGAUCUCAGCUACAAUUACUUCGCCGAAGUACCUCUCAACGCCCUACAAAGUUUGAAAAAAUUGACAUGGCUCAACAUGCACAGCAAUUACCUCACGACCCUCGAUGGAAAUUGGGGAUAUCUACCGAAUACCUUGACCAACGUAUUUUUUGGCGACAAUUCGAUAACCGAUUUGCCAAAUUGUUUUAAAAAUUUCAAAUCAUUGGUUUGGCUAAAUUUGGACAACAAUAACAUACAAGUUAUCGACGAAGCAUCGUUACCACCCCAUAUUCAAACGUUGAGCAUUAAUAAUAAUUUGAUAAAAGAAUUUCCCGCGAGUAUUGGUGCACUCGAAGAUCUCACCUGGCUCUACCUGAAGGGUAACGAUAUGAAAAGUUUGGUAUUGCCGCAUAUUUCAAGCUCUAAAUUAGAGCUUAUCGACGUUAGCGAUAAUUGUAUAAGCGGUGUAAAACGCAGCGAUAAUAACCACACUUUGCAAGUUAGAGAUUUUAACUUGGCUAACAACAAAUUAUCGUCACUUCCCGACCGGAUGUUCAAAAAUAUUUUAAUCAGAAGAUUGUAUUUAUCGUCCAACGAUAUACACACGAUACACGGUAACGCUUUCAAAGGUCUAGAAGAUUCUUUGGAAUACCUUAACCUGGAGAAUAAUAAUUUAAUGAGCGUUCCAGAGGCAAUACAAACGAUGAAUCGAUUAACUUAUUUGUACCUGGCAAACAAUAAGAUUUCGAAUGUAUCGGAGGAUAGCUUUUUACGCUCCAGUGAGACUCUGAGAGCGUUAUCAAUCGCUACGAAUAAUUUUAAAUACGUACCAAUAACAGCGUUGAGCAAAUGCAAUAAAUUGCUUCAUCUCAAUUUGGGGUACAACAACAUCGUUGCCAUUCAACCCGGGGACUUCGAAUGGGCACACAAUCUGGAGAUUCUGUUGUUGAGGAAUAAUAUGUUGACUAAAUUGAAACCCGCGACAUUUCAGGGUGCGCAAAGACUGAAAGAAUUGAGUUUAUCGUUCAAUCAUAUAGCAGAAUUGGACGACGACGCUUUUCUUGGUAUUGAAGAAAGCUUGGAGAUAUUGGAACUGAGCUUCGCCUUCGCGAUGGAUGUUUUCCCCCGACACGCUUUGAAACCUUUGAAAAAUUUGCUCUGGAUGGUCCUCGACAAUAACAAUUUCCAGAUAUUGGAUACCACCACAUUUUACACGUUUCAAAAGUUGAGAUACAUCAACCUGGAGUCAAACAGACUUCAGUAUCUACCGGAGCAAAUAAUCCAUUCCUCGAUUCACGUGGAAUUACGUGACAUAAAACUGGGCUAUAAUUUUCUGGAGAGCAUCCCAUCGAACACCUUUCACAAUCUUACCGAACUGAGGUCACUGGAUUUAUCGGGUAAUCGUAUCCACUUUUUGACCCCAUCUUCCAUAAGCUCUUGUCCAAAAUUGGUUACCAUAUCUUUGGCGCAGAACAAAAUCGUUCAUUUGAGCCCGGGGACAUUCGGUCAACUUCAGAGUCUCCAGUUUUUGCAUUUGGAAUUCAAUUAUCUCGCUAAAUUGAACCUGGACGCCAUAUACGACAGCGGAAACGAGGACUUUACAUUGAACGUUUCUUUCAACGCGAUAAAUACGAUCAUCCCCGGAGACUUGCCCACUCUGAAACACUUCGAUCUAAGUUUCAACAACGUGACGUCGAUACCAGGAAACGCGUUCAACAGCACCCCAAAUUUAAGGGUCUUAGAUUUGCGCAGUAAUUAUAUAACGGCCAUCGAAUCCGGUGCGUUUAUCCUGAAACAUUUGGAGUAUCUGAAUUUAAAAAAUAACAAGAUAGAAGUGCUGAGCAAACAGGCGUUUUAUGGUCUGGAAAUAUUGCAACAAUUGGAUCUCAGUGGUAACAGCAUAUCGCAACUGAUGAUGGAACAGUUUAGAAAUUUGAAGAAACUGCGAAUACUGAAUUUAUCGAGAAACAAAAUCCGUUCGUUACCUCGUGACGUCUUCGAAGGAACUCACAUCGAGAUAUUGGACCUCAGCAACAACAGAUUUUACGUUGUACCUUCCACGUCAUUCGCAGAGGUCGGCUACACUCUGAGGAAUUUGAACUUGGGAAAUAAUUUCAUCGAUCAUCUGGACUCAGCUUCGUUUCCUACCUCCCUGUUAAACUCUCUAAACUUGGCACACAACCGACUCACCAUAUUACCGGACAAUUCAUUCGUAGCUCUAGGGAAACUCCUGACGUUAAACAUAUCUCACAACAGCCUUCAGGCAAACUAUAAAGAAUUAUUUCACUACCUUCCGGAUCUGAGACAACUUUAUCUGGCGAAUUGCGGGCUCAAAAAUAUACCGAUUUUACCACUGGCUAAUCUAAGUUUACUGGAUCUGUCGCUGAACGAUGUUGAUUCGAUAACAAGUGAAGAUUUUCAAUUUCUUGGCGAGCUCAAAACUUUGUACAUGAUGAAAAAUUUGCUGAAAUCGAUGCCUACGGUGAAAUUGAAUUACCUAAGGGAACUGGACGUCUCUGGAAACUUGAUCGAGGAAUUAACGAAGGAGAUGUUCUCGGGUUAUCCACGCCUGGAGAAAUUGAACAUAAAGAAUUUGGACAGCGUGAAAUCGAUCGACAGAGACGCUUUGGCUCAUUUGAGAUUUUUGAAAUAUUUGCAAAUCCAGACGUGGUCGCGAGCCAAAGAUUAUCAUCUGAAGUUUUUGGUACACGGUUUACCCCUGCGAGUAGUCGAGAUUGAGAUAAAGGAAUCGGUACUCAGAAACCAGAUAGAAAACGCUUUUUCCAAGCAGUUGAAAGAGUUAACGAUAACCGGAAACGACCUCGAGACUGUCUCUUCCGAAGCGUUUUCCACCAUAGAAGGUGGUGAGCUUAUAUUACGUAUAAAAAACACUCGAGUCCAGAGAUUUCAGUCGGACAUAUUUCUCUCCUUGACGAAAAGGCUGUCUCAAUUGACUCUGGACCUCCGUGACAACCACAUAAACGAACUGAGUCCGUCAAUUAUCUAUGGGAAUUUAUCAUGGGAAGCUGUUGGAACAAAUAUGGUUGCCGGAGGUCUGCAAGUUUCCGGAAAUCCAUUAGAAUGCGACUGCGAGAUCGCCUGGUUGAGCUUAUGGCUAAGAAGAUGGCUCAGGGAAUCGAGACAGAUUCAUACAGCGUCUCAAUCGGACGCCAGACAACUACGGACCAUCGCUGGUCGAGCAGUUUGCACGGAAACGAAGCCUUCUUAUUCUUCAGACAAGGUUUUACUAACCCUCGGUACACCCCAUACGGCAUGUCAAGCUUCAGCGUUAAGUUCCGGUCACUACGAACAUGGCAGCCCUUUGCACUGGUUCAUUGGAAUUUUAACUAUACUGCUGUUAUCGGCUCAACUUAAUAUUCAUUUUUAAACUAAAAGAAAACUGAGUCGAUAAUAAUGAAAUAAUGUGAUAGAAGAUAAUGCAAUACGGAAUUACAUGUAAAAAUUGAGAGUGGUUUCGAGUCACGUCGAUAAAAAAUUAACGGAGCGUAGUUGAAACGAGAUUGAAUACCAAAGACUAUUGGACGGUUAACCAAUUUAAGUAUUAAACAAGAUUACAACGCGGGCCACCGCGAUAAAUAUUAAAAAAAAUCAUUCGGAACAUGUAUUAUAUACCUAUACGUAGGUACGUAAGUUAUCAAAAUCAUUUCGAGGUAUACCUAUAAUUAUAGCGCGGUUAGAGGGCUGAGAAAAAAAUUUAUUAGACUAGUUUUUCGAAAAGCGUACAUUUUUAUAUCAUAUAAUUCAAGGGAUUAGUGUGUGUACAACGUCCUAGGAGAAAUUUUUAGAGAUGCAAAGCUGUUCUUCAGUCAAAUUACUUUGUUUUGUGAUAUAGCAAUAUGGGUGCACAAAUUCAUAAGAAAUUACAUAACGAAGCUUUGAAAAAACGAGAAUUCGACGUGCAUCUGUUGCAGACAUAUCAAUUAUUCGAACGUAUGAAUAAAAGAUGAUCAACUAUUUUUUACGCGAGAAAUAAAAGACACGCAGCUCGAUCGGCUGACGAAAUGUUAUAAAUCAUCAUUGUUUAAUAUUAUUUAUUGUAUUAAAAUAUAAAGUUUAUUACUGCUGGGAA